AACAUUUUCACUUACUUCAACAUGAGUUAUCUAGUUAUUAUUGCAGUGGUUGUUAUCCUUUGCUAUCUUUUUAAACAAAAAAAGUUAUUCGCGAAUCCUUCUAAACGUAUCUUAAUUAGUGACGUUCAAAAGGCUAAAGAUAUUCUUAAUUCCAGUAGUCUUGACUCUCGAGUAAAAUCAAAUCAGAAUUUGGGUCUUACCUUUGGGAUUUCAAAUCCUUUUACAAAUUCGGAUAGACCAUAUCACCAAGACUUCCGUAAAAUUAUUGUUAAAUCGAUUGAUUUAAAUGAUGGAGGAUGGAAUAGGAUUAAAAAUAUUACUCUUAAAGCUGUAAACGAUUACUCUAAUUUAGAUAAGGGUGGUAUUGUUGAAAUCGUUCCCUGGAUUCAACAAAUAACGUUAAAUGUUGUACUAUGUGGUUAUUUAGGGAUGGAUGUAAACGUUGAUAAAGUUAUUAAUAUUGCUCCGGGUAUAAUCAACGACCUUUGGCUCAAAUCCAAAGAACUCAAUCAUACAAAGGAAAAUAUUGAAAAAAUAAUGAAAACCAAAAGCAAGCUCAAAAAUCUUUUCCGUAGUGUAGCAUCCGAAGCUAGUGAAACUCCCAACGUGAUUAAGAAAAUUUCAGAAAUUGCUAGAAAGCAUUUUCCAAACGUAUUUUGUUCAGAAGCUACAAAUAAUUCUUUAGCUGAUGACUUAGAAUCACCUCUGAAUGUUUUAAUUCCCGCGUAUGAAACAAUGUGGAGAGUUGUCCUAUACUCCAUUUUGGAGAUUAAAGUACGCCCCUCAUUGAAAAAAGAUUAUGACAACAAAGAACUCAACUUUAAAGAAAUUGAUGACGCAGUCAAAACUUUUCUAAAGAAACCGAACCACUCUACACUUAAGAAUGAUUCUUCUAUACUAUGGUGUAUUAUUCAGGAAACCUUGCGAUUAUAUCCUCCAACACGACAUAUUCAUAGAGUCGACGAAAAAAAUAAUACUGUUACCAUUGAUGUGGAAAAAAUUCAUCGUGAUCCUGAAAAUUGGGGAGAAGAUGCGACUUUUUUUAAACCUAAGCGGUUCUUCAAUAAAAUGAAUAAGGCAUAUAUACCAUUUUCAUAUGGUAAAUUAAAAUGUGUAGCUGCCGAUAAAUUUGCUCCAACAUUGGCUGCCAUCCUUAUAUCAGCUAUUUUAGAUCGUGUGGACGAUAUCAUUCUUGGACAGAAGACAAAAGAAUCGUUAUUUCUAAAAGCGAAUCUUCCUUUUGAAAAUAACCGGCGUGCAUUUGAUAAAUUCGAAGUUACUUUAACAAGGAAAUCCUGAAGGACGAAAAAGUCUUAUAUAAGACUUCAGAAAUCAAUGCACUGUAUUAUUGUAUGAGGUAUACUUAAUAGUAGGCCGCGCCAAUUUAAGUAUAUUAAUUAUAUUAUCGGUUACUUUUUUAAUUUUUAUAAACAAUUUGUAAAUAUAUAUAUAUAUAUA
Molecule: messenger RNA, 1458 nt
Organism: Rhizophagus irregularis DAOM 181602=DAOM 197198
Lineage: Eukaryota; Fungi; Glomeromycota; Glomeromycetes; Glomerales; Glomeraceae
Molecular function (GO): monooxygenase activity; heme binding; oxidoreductase activity, acting on paired donors, with incorporation or reduction of molecular oxygen
Source: RefSeq, a predicted model, not a curated record